AUGCCUUUCCAUGCAGAGCAGACCCAUCUAGCCAUAAACUUCAAUAUGAGAUGGUGGAAAAGAAAGAAAGAAAGAGAGCGGUUUUUCUUGAAGAAUGGAGGUAAGAUGUUAGAACAGAUCAUCACCUCUUUUAAUGGCAAGUGCAAUCCCAUACGAAGCUUCUCAGAGGAAGAGCUCAUAGAGACAACAAACAACUAUGAUGAUGGAAGAAAACUCCUGCACCGGCACCGGAAUUUCUACGUGUAUGAGGGAACAAAUGAAUCUCGCUCUGUUUUAGUCAAGAAGUUUAUUAUACAACAUUAUACUACGCCUGAGGAAAUUCUUGAGUUAGUGACAAAUGACAUAGCAAUUGCAUCCAACAUGAGCAAUCACAGCAACUUCUUGAAGCUCCUGGGGUGCUGCUUGGAGACUGAAGUCCCCAUAUUGGUCUACGAAUCCGGAGUAAAUCUUUCGCAUGAGAUGAUAAACAGUCUGCCAUGGGAGACCAAGUUGAGAAUCGCAAAUGAAAUGGCCAACGCAUUCGCUUAUCUUCAUUAUGGCACCUCCAGGAUUAUCAUCCAUACAAACAUUAAGAUUGGUAACAUAUACCUUAACCAGGACAACAUUGCCAAAGUGUCUGAUUUCCAAACGUCUGUGCUAAUCCCCUUGGGCAAAACACAUGUGGAUGCAGAAGUAAUUUCUGGAACCACUGGGUAUUUAGCUCCAGAAUAUCUUGAGAAUGGGCGGCUAAGCGAAAAGAGCGAUGUCUUCAGCUUCGGGAUUGUAUUGAUGGAUAUUUUGACUGGAAAGAAAAUUCUCAAACUACAAAAGCAAUGUGGACGAUUUGAUGAUAUAGUCCAACAUCACCUGAAGAACAGUGUGUUGACAGAGGAAAUCAGGAGGCAAGAAAUUCAACUUGGAGAGCUCAUACUGAAAUGUGUCCGAGACGAUCCUGAUGGAAGGCCAACUAUGCAGGAAGCUGCACAAGCAAUCAAAUCUAUCAGAAACAUGUUCUAG
Molecule: messenger RNA, 996 nt
Organism: Tripterygium wilfordii
Lineage: Eukaryota; Viridiplantae; Streptophyta; Magnoliopsida; Celastrales; Celastraceae
Product: non-functional pseudokinase ZRK2-like
Exons: 1
Coding region: 1-996 (331 amino acids)
Biological process (GO): cell surface receptor signaling pathway; protein phosphorylation
Cellular component (GO): plasma membrane
Molecular function (GO): protein serine/threonine kinase activity; ATP binding
Source: RefSeq, a predicted model, not a curated record